CUUCAAAAGUUCAUGCUACACAGACACUCGUUCAACGUGCAUUUCACGAGCUGCGAACAUCACACAGCCAGAUGUGCUCAGAGUUCAGAACCCGAAACGGUAAGAGUUCAAGAAAAUAACUUGCCUUUCAGCAUAUCUACCCCCAACAUAGAGUAAACGCAAAAAGUCUGACCGAAACGGACACCCAAGAUCUGGCACGGCCCAGAAAUAGCAGCGGGGUGAGACAGUUUCUACCUGUCUCACCCUGCGCUCUUCAGGUGUAUCUCAGGUCCCGGCUAGAGGUAGCAGUGACGUAAUGAAGUGACGAUGGACCCGAACGAAAAGUGGGCCGCGAGAAAGACGAGGUACGUGGUGCCGAUGUUAAAUCGCGCGACGAUGCAGUGAUCGUGGUGAUCGAGUUAGUGGAUCGACGGGUGGACGAUGCAUCACUCCGGUGGUGCCGGUUACGGGACCGGGCCCCAGGAGCGAGUGCACCAGGUGCCCCGAACUGCUGGCCAACCCGACAAGUGUCCCUACGAGACCUACCAGGCUCAGAUACCGGAUUGCUGUGCAGCUGCAGCUGCGGUACAGGACCCGUAUCCACGCCCACCGAGCGGAUACGAUGGCAGGUGCUACGACGAGUGCCAUCGCAGGACGCCCUAUCAGGACGACGCCUACACCCAGGAUGUGCCCCCGAGCUUUCAUCGGCCACAGUCAAGACUGGGAUACGAGGAGCGUCCCCAAUCUCGUGUGGGAUACACCUCGGAUUCCAGGUGUGCCAGUGGACUCGGUUACGACGACACGGGAGGUGGCUACCUGGAUCAGAGUGAUCCCAGGAUGUAUUGCACCAGUGGUUACUGUAUGGGGGACACCAUGAUGGCCACCAGCCGAGGAGUAUGCGGCGAAGAGGUCGAACUAGACAUGCGGAGGCACAUCCAGGCAUGUGCCUGCACCUGCAACCACAUGGGCUACGGGAAUUACAUGGACUAUCAGUCGAAAAGAGAAGAAAAGAGACGUAACAAAACGGUGGUGCAACGGCGUUCGGAAAAAAACGCUGUUCAUAGAAUCGCAGGCCGGCUCGAGAGGAGAAAAAUGGAGGAUGGCCAUGUGCCACGAAAAAGAAGAAAAAGGGGUUCGCAGGUAACGCCGUACCUGUAUCCCGAUAAAACAGAAUGUAAAUCAGUAGCUGAGCUGGACAGAGAUGGACACGAUGGGACUAGUUCCAUCGAAGGACCAACCCAUGACUGUAUUUAUGAGGACUGCAUUUAUAGAGACUGUACUCUUAGCAUGACUGCAUUUAUCAGGACUGCAUUUAUAAGGAUUGCAUUUAUAAAGACUGCACUCUUAGUAUAA
Messenger RNA from Megachile rotundata (alfalfa leafcutting bee), 1332 nucleotides. Its product is annotated as dipeptidase 1. Gene Ontology annotation, molecular function: metallodipeptidase activity. Gene Ontology annotation, biological process: proteolysis. The record is from RefSeq and is a predicted model, not a curated record. Lineage: Eukaryota; Metazoa; Arthropoda; Insecta; Hymenoptera; Megachilidae.